Molecule: messenger RNA, 1470 nt
Organism: Centropristis striata (black sea bass)
Lineage: Eukaryota; Metazoa; Chordata; Actinopteri; Perciformes; Serranidae
Gene: mettl21a
Product: methyltransferase 21A, HSPA lysine
Exons: 3
Coding region: 355-1011 (218 amino acids)
Biological process (GO): peptidyl-lysine methylation
Cellular component (GO): cytosol; cytoplasm
Molecular function (GO): protein-lysine N-methyltransferase activity
Source: RefSeq, a predicted model, not a curated record
UAAAUUAUAUUUUUGUCUCUUAAGUAUUUGCAGACCACAAUUCCACCCUAUAUUUGAACCCAUUUAACUGUCUGUUGUACCAGGUAGCUGUUCUACUUCCAGAAUCAUUUUUAAAUGCUCGAAAUGCAUCAAAACAAACAUCAAUUUGCUGUGGCCGGCCAUGUUUUCAGAGGUUGAGCAAUGAAACGCAUUUACCUCGGAAGUCAGAAUUUCCGAGUGCAAUCGAACGCAGCAUUACGUCCACAAGAUUUCAGUAAUGAAUCGGUAAACCAGCCAGCUGAGAAGAAGAGCCGCACUGCGCAUGUGUAAAAGGACAGUAUGGCCGCAUAGUGUAGUUUCUUCACUAUUCUCCUCAUGGCUCUCGUUCCGUAUAUAGAAAACUCGCUCCCUGCGCUUUCCAAACUCCAUAAUUCAUCCGCGCAGUUCCGGUUUGCAAACCGCGACCUCCACCUGGUCCAGGACUGGAGGAGGCUCGGGGUCGCAGCGGUGGUGUGGGAUGCGGCGGUGGUGCUGUGUCUGUACCUGGAGAUGGGGAAGGUGGAGCUAAAGGGGAAGGAGGUCAUUGAACUGGGAGCUGGGACUGGACUGGUGGGCAUCGUAGCAGCCCUGCUGGGUGCCAAAGUGACCAUCACGGACAGAGAGCCAGCUCUGGACUUCCUGUCAGCCAACGUCCAGUCCAACCUGCCCCCAGACUCCCAUCAGGCAGUGCAGGUGUCUGAGCUGACCUGGGGCCAGGGUCUGGACCGCUACCCUGCUGGGGGCUUUGAGGUGGUGCUGGGUGCAGACAUCGUGUACCUGGAGGACACGUUUGUGCCGCUGCUGCAGACUCUGGAUCACCUGUGUUCAGACUCCAGCGUGGUGCUGCUGGCCUGCAAGAUCCGCUACAAGCGGGACACGGACUUCCUGAGCAUGCUGGAGCAGCGCUUUGUCCUCGAAGAGGUCUAUUACGACAAACAAAGGGACAUUUACGUGUAUAAAUCCUGGAAAAUGCAACCGAAGAAGGAUUUGUGACAUCAGCGUCUUUGUAAUAGGGCUGGGCGAUAUGGCCCCUAAAAAAAAAUCACGAUAUUUCAGGCUAUUUUUGCCAUGACGAUAUUAGGAAAUACUUAAAAAGAGAUAGAAAAUGAUUUUUUUUAGUCUGUGUAAAUAAAUAAAAAUCUAAAAUGUAGUUUGAAGUUCAAAUCUUUGCAAAACAGACUCUUGAGUAUGAGAAAAUGAUAAAAAAUAACCAUUUAGGGGUUCCGGGGGCAUAUUUUAAUGACAUUUUGUAAAGGAGAAUAAAGGUUCUUGUAUGUUUUAUUUAAGGCAUCUUAUUUUGACAGUCUUCUUGUAAAUUCUGUGGUGGAUUCUGUUAACACACUGUGCUCUUAUUUUGAAAGCUGCAUGUGUUUAGCGACAGGAAGUAAGUAGCUUUUUGUGAUUAAAACAACUUUAACCACGACAUCAAGAAGUAGGAACGUUGCCAAUAUC